Paramuricea clavata is the source of this 2793-nucleotide messenger RNA. The record is from the annotation of a GenBank genome assembly. Lineage: Eukaryota; Metazoa; Cnidaria; Anthozoa; Malacalcyonacea; Plexauridae.
ACACCCACACAAAAGGCAACUUGAAACGUACAAUAUUGAGCGCAAUGUGCUGAAACGAUGCAACCCUUCAAAAGUUUCAAAGCAACCUUUAUUGAAUUCCGACAACGUUAGCUUCAAUAUGGCUGCAGCAACAUUAACAACGAGGCGAAUUGUUGGUAUCGUGGUGGCUGUUGUUGUCUUAUUCGUGUUGGGUUUUGUAAUAGGCUGGGUAUCAGCGCCGAGCGAUGAGGAUUCCACCAUCCGGGUAUCAGUGCCGAGCGAUGAGAAUUCCACUUGUGGCGAUGAGAAUUCCACUUCCAGCGAAACGUAUGAUAUGAAGUAUAUUGCGGAGAAACGCAAGGAAGAAAUGAAAACGAAAGAUGGUUUCCAUGAAAAGUUGAUUGAAAUUCUAAACGCUAGUAAGAUCGGUGAAAAUCUUAGGUGAGCGAUACGAUCAGGCUUAGAUGUUUUAGAUUCCAGUGUCAAGUGCUAACUGAGUACGUCCAUAUUUACAACUCGGAAAAAAACAGCGGUACUUGGAAAUUAUAAUCAGGCAAUUGCAUAUUACAGGAAUCAAAAGCUGGUCAUAGUGUUGAAAGGAACAUAGAUUGAUCGACUGGCCUUGAAUACCCAGGCCAAGAUCCCGUUUUCGCACGACCAACAGGCCAGACCUCUGACAAUCAGACAGUAUCCACUGUUGUGUCUCAUGUGUCGAUCUAACAUUCUAUGUCGAUCAAAUAUACUUUGGGCUCUGUAUUGUGUAAUACACUGCCGUAUUUUAGUUGUGUCAGAGCUAUCGGAAAAAGUCGUUAGCACUUCAAAUGAAAUGUUGGGUGUUUUAAAUCUUUUUCAGAUUGUAAAUCACUAUCUACAUUAGAAGUAUGCAGACAGCUCAGGCAGCUUAAUUUUAUAUACCGCUUUGAACUUUGAACUGAUACUGCUAAACGGGUGUAACAGGAAAUAUGCCCCCCGGGCCGGGGCAGCCCCUCAAACAAAAUAUGUCUCUCCCUAAUGGGUAUUCAGUGUGGUAACUGCUUUCAGAUUUGCUACAAGCCGACUCGUAUAAUUUAGCUGCGGGUUGUUGAAGUGCAGAUUUUAAAUUACGCUACCGAAAUACUGCCAAAAAUUUUGAAAUCUCUAAAACCCAAAUCCUCCAAAACCGCUGAUAAUCUCGCAAAAACGUCCUAGGUAUUAAUUUUGCAAGGAUUUUGAAAUCACCAAAAUUCGCGUACGCUUUCGUUUCUUUCGCAAGUAGACAAUGAUUGUAACCAUGGUGAUGGUGGGGGUGAUGGUAAUGAUCUUGGUUAUGGUGGUGGUGAUGGUGGUUAUGAUGAUAGUGGUGACGAUGGUGAUGAUGACGAUGAUUAUGAUGAUUAUGAUGAUGAUGAUGAUGAUGAUGAUGAUGAUGAUGGUGGUUAUAAUGAUAGUGGUGAUGGUGGUGAUGAUAUAACCAUACAUUUCGUUCACAGGUAUUUCUCAAAGCGACCCCAUGUUGGAGGCACUCCGCGAUCCAAAGAACUGGCAGAUGAAAUAGAAAAAAGAUGGCGCGAGUACAAGUUCGAUAAAAUAGAACAACCAAAAUAUAAUAUUCUCCUACCUUACGUUGACCCAGAUAUCUCCAAUUCCGUACAGAUUCUGAAUUCCAAAGGUGAUGUGACUUUUGAGUUUUCUGGAAGAGAAAAGGUGCAGUACUUUAAUUUAUACUCUUUGUGUAGGAAAAGCUGUUGUGUUCAAAUAAACUCAAACCAUUUGGUGAAAAUGAUUUCUGAAUGUUCCAACCAAGAAUCGAAAGUUUCAGAUUUUUCACUGGAUGAAAUCACUGUCCUAUUGCUUUCAUCCAUUGAUAGAUAAAACGGACAUACGCUAACACAUCACUAUACUCUAUUCUAAGGAGAAGACCCUAUAAGUGAAUGUGUAUUUAAUAAUUACUCAACAUUUCAAUUUCACGUCUUAUUUUCAUCCUUCAGUUGGCAGAUCCGAGCGAAAAUGACACGACGAUGAUAGCACCUUUACUAGGCUACGCCAAGCAAGGAUCGGCCAAAGGCAAGCUGUUGUAUGUGAAUUAUGGAAGAUCAGAAGAUUUUCAAGUGUUGAAACAAAAUUUUAGUAUUUCAAACUGCAGUGGCUACAUCGUCAUUAUGAGAUACGGAAAAAUAUUUCGCGGUGACAAGGUUAAGAUUACACUAAAAAUACUUUAUCUAUAUUGGAUUAUGAUUACUACCAUCAUCAUCACCCCCUUUACCACAAUCAUCAUCGUUACCAUCACCACCAUCAUCACAAUCAUCAUCAUCAUCACAAUCAUCACAAUCAUCACCACCGCCAUCACCGUCAUCAUCACCAUCAUCAUCACCGUCAUCACCAUCAUCAUCACCGUCAUCAUCAUCACCAUCAUCAUCACAUGAACAUCAUAUCAUCGCCCCUAAACAAUUACUGGCGUAACUACCAUCGUCAUCACGCCAUCACCACCACCAUUAAAGCUAACAUCCAAAGAACCCACUAACAUUCUUUCAAAACUUGCAGGUAAAACACGCCCAGGACUGCGGAGCGGUGGGCGCCAUUUUAUACAACGACCCCGCAGAUUAUGCACCCGAAGGCCAGGACAAGGUUUACCCACAAUACAUCUGGCUCCCAAAGACUGGUGUCCAGCGCGGUAGCAUAUUUAAUGGUCGUGGAGAUCCUCUGACACCUGGCUUGCCAUCCGUAGACGGAGUAUUCAGACUACCCGAAGACAAGGCUAACCUGCCCAAAAUCCCAGCCACCCCGAUGCCUUACGGUGAUGCAGUUGAAGUCUUAAAAAUCAUGGAAGGCAAGUGA